Molecule: messenger RNA, 977 nt
Organism: Vidua chalybeata
Lineage: Eukaryota; Metazoa; Chordata; Aves; Passeriformes; Viduidae
Gene: MRPL14
Product: mitochondrial ribosomal protein L14
Exons: 3
Coding region: 148-684 (178 amino acids)
Biological process (GO): translation
Cellular component (GO): ribosome; mitochondrion
Molecular function (GO): structural constituent of ribosome
Source: RefSeq, a predicted model, not a curated record
CGCCGCCGGACCGGCCUGCUCCUGGCGUGCUGGCUUUUUCACGGAGCCAGCGCCGGGCCCUCACACGGCCCUGUGGCCGAGCGGCUCGGGGCGCGGACGGCCCCUCUCAGUCCCCGGAUGCUGGGGCUGUGACGCUGCCGUAAUCGCAUGUGGGCCCCGGGGCUGGCCGGGCCUUCCCUGCCCCCGGGUCCCGGCCCUGCCGCCCAUGCCUCGGAGGGAGCCGCUCGCAGGGGUGGCUACCAAAUGGCUCUCCUGAAUAGACAAAUUGGUUUAUCUUUAACCCAUCUAAGUAGUGCUGUGAUCCAACGACAGUUCAGCAUCACUGGAGCAUGUCGAGCAAUACAGAAACUAACCCGCGUGCGAGUGGUGGACAACAGCACCUUGGGGAACACACCAUACCACCGGCCACCAAAAUGUAUCCACGUGUAUAACAAGACUGGCGUUGGCAAAGUUGGAGAUAAGAUCCUUCUGGCUAUCAAAGGAGAAAAGAAGAAGGCUUUAAUUGUAGGGCACAAGAUGCCUGGCCCCACCAUGACGCCUAGAUUUGAUUCCAACAAUGUGGUACUCAUAGAAGAUAAUGGAAAUCCAAUAGGGACUAGAAUAAGAACACCAAUACCCUAUACACUGCGAAGAAGAGAAGGCGAGUUCUCCAAAGUAUUGGCUAUUGCCCGCAACUUUGUGUAAAUGCUAAGAGAGGUCUUCAGCAAUCCUUUUAUAUCCUUUCAUGCAGUAGCUGUUCCUUGGUCCUUUUCCAGAAACUGGUGAAACAUGAAAAAGCUGAUGUUCAUCAAGAAUAUUUCCUCCUUUUAAGAAUUUCAAGCGACUAAUUUAAAUAUUGAAAUAGUUUAUUUUUCUCCAAAAGAAGGUUGAUUUAUUUCACAGAACACCUGCAGUAUGUUUGGUAAACAGUCCUUCACCCUUAUUCCUCCUGUGGUGUUAUUCUGGUCUGUCAUCAUUAAAAUGAGAACAUGAAAAUC